GUGAGUCCUAUACUGUAUUGCAGUAUUCAAUUGAAUGCAUAGAGAAUUGCAUAGCAUUUGAAAACAUAUCAAAAACUAUUACGACAUUCAAUACAAUCACUGAUUGAAUGCUAAACACAAUAACAAUAAUAACAACAAAUUUAGUGCUCAUUUGCGUUGACUUUUGGAUUGCAUAUCAUUAGCCAAACCUCGCAGUGAUUUGUGGCCAUAAUUGGCGAGUGAUAUGAAGAAGUGGUGAAUCGGUUGACACAAAGACAUGAACGCAGACAACGAUAAGCCGUUUGAGUGCAGGGAAAGGGGAUGUGCUAUGAAGUUCUCAAACGUGGAUCACCUGACAGUUCACCAGAAGAGGCACGAAAUGAAGCUGAAGUUCUCGUUGUCGUCGGCGUCGGUGGCCAUCGCCGACCAAACGCCCACUCCGUCCAGGAUUUUGGGCAACUUUCUGCAGAACUGGGAAGCGGUUGGACUCAACUCAGAGAUACAGGAGAUCACGAAUUUGACGCCAAUUCUGAACGACACGAAUCACACGAAGACCGCCGAUGACAACAACAAAGACAACACCAAUACCUGUAACUCGAAAUCGAGUUCAGCUGACAAUCCAUUCGCGCAGUCCUUUCAAAAGGCACUCAAAGACAACAAUAACUUAAAUAUUCCCGAAAUAUCGCGGAUUAUGACGACCUCGACGUCCGACUCACCCCUCAAUACGCCGUCGAUAUUCCCGAACGAAGGGCUGAUGGCUAUCGUGAACGCAGCCCUCAAUACACCCGACCAUGACUUCCAUUUCACAAACACAGACAAAGUGGACACCAGUUCCGCAGAUUCAGUGGUCAGUGAAGUGAUGGCCGGUUGCGAGCAAACAAAGACAUUGCGUGUCGACCCUAAGAAUGCCGUUAAGGGUCAGCGCUUCCAAGCGGUUCCAGUGAUCCGAACGGCAAACACUAAUAACAAUAUAACGAUCACGUCUUCGGUACCAAAUAUCGUUAUCUCUCAACCGAACCAUAAAAUCAUUAAAACCCUAAACACAACAAAACUACGGACUGUUCCGAUGGCACAGACGACCUCUAAAACGACUGCAAUAAUUGCCCCCAAAAUCAAAGAGUCUUCGCUUACGAUCGCAAACAAUAAUAACUCUCUCUAUAAAGUGAUUCUUAAGCUCCCGGACGGCCGAUCAGUUCAGUUGCCUUUAAUCCAAACGCCAAUCACUCAGACAUCACUUCAGCCCACAGUCACCGACAAAACCAAUGAUUUGAAUGCCAUCACAAACCACGAGUCGUUGACCAUCGGAGCGAUCACUUCCAGCUCUAGUCACGCAAAUCAAAGCAAUGCUCUGUCGAGCCUUCAGAGCAAAGUUGACGCCACUCUGGCAUCGCUGCCACCGAAGGCUAAACCCGGCCGUAAGAGUAAGUUCGCGCCCGAAGAGGACCCCAAAGAGAAGAAGGCCCGCUCUCUCGAGCGCAACAGAGCCGCAGCCAUGAGGUGUCGACUCAAACGCAAACAUUGGAUCGAUUCGCUCGAAGAGAAGGCCGACGAGUACGAGAAGAUCAACGAAAAGCUUCAAAGCGAAGUCGUGGCCCUCAGACGAGAAGUGACUCUCUUGAAGACCGCACUUCUCGCUCAUAAGGACUGUCCGGUCACUCAACAGCAACAGCAGCAAAAAGUGACAAAUGGUUCGUUGGUUUCGUAA
Messenger RNA from Oppiella nova, 1684 nucleotides. The record is from the annotation of a GenBank genome assembly. Lineage: Eukaryota; Metazoa; Arthropoda; Arachnida; Sarcoptiformes; Oppiidae.